Etheostoma spectabile (orangethroat darter) is the source of this 773-nucleotide messenger RNA. RefSeq names its product hydrocephalus-inducing protein homolog. The record is from RefSeq and is a predicted model, not a curated record. The transcript is spliced from 6 exons. Gene Ontology annotation, cellular component: axoneme. Gene Ontology annotation, biological process: cilium movement; axonemal central apparatus assembly. Bases 57 to 758 code for a protein of 233 amino acids. NCBI's taxonomy places the organism in Eukaryota, Metazoa, Chordata, Actinopteri, Perciformes, Percidae.
UCAGACUUGUAUUCACAUACGGAGGAGUGGUGACUCCAUCUGUUUACACCCAGGAGAUGUCACAGUCUACAAUGGAGCGCCUGGCUAACAAUGAUGAGAUGCACGAGCCCCGCAUCCUGGAACUGCUUGACAUGAGCAAGACUACACAUCACAAAUUUUCUUUAGUGGAUAUGGAUCAGCCACUUUUCCAGCCCUACCCAUCUGAGCUGGUCUUCCAGAACUUCACUCCUGCACAGACCUACACAUUACCUCUCCGUCUCCACAACAUUGACAAGGUUUCACGACAAGUUAAGCUGGAGCUGCAGGACUCUGAGUUUUUCCAUGUGGUCGGAACAGAGGGAACAAGUAGCAAGGUGGCACCAGGACUGUUUGCUACUUUCACUGUCUUCUUCACCCCGCAGGAGAACAAGGACUACCACCCCAGACUGGUUUGUGUGACAGAGAGGGAGCGGUUUGAGGUCCCAGUUCGUGCCAUUGGGCCACGUGCCAUUCUUGACUUUCGAGACAGUAUCAAUUUACCCGUGUGUCCUGUGAAAGCCGCCACAGAGAGGACUCAGCUAGUCCGCAACAUAGGAAACAGCCAGGCAAAGUUCAAGCUAGAAACAAAUAGCCCUUUCUCAGUGACGCCCUCCUGUGGGACUCUGGAUGUAGGCGAGAGCAUGCAGGUGACUGUGGUUUUCAACCCCAUGACCAUUGGAGACCACAGCCAGGACCUGCUCCUGCACUACCACACUGGUGAGAAAAAUUCAGGACUGUGAAAAUAUACACCAACA